Messenger RNA from Cylicocyclus nassatus, 228 nucleotides. Lineage: Eukaryota; Metazoa; Nematoda; Chromadorea; Rhabditida; Strongylidae. The record is from the annotation of a GenBank genome assembly.
CACCGUCAGAAUCUCCAUUGGCUGAACAACCACCACCGCCGCCGCCAUGGACGCCACAUGGACCAUUCGGCCCCGGAAUGGGGCCAGGAAUGUUACGAGGACCAAGAAGAUUUGGAGGAAGAGGGUGCGGAAUGUGGCGACACAGACAUGGGUUUGGAAUGCCGUAUAGACCGCCAAUGCCGCCACCACCAGAAUUACGUGGACCGCCAAUGCCACCACCACCGGAAU